This is a messenger RNA of Fusarium musae, 957 nucleotides long. RefSeq lists its product as uncharacterized. NCBI's taxonomy places the organism in Eukaryota, Fungi, Ascomycota, Sordariomycetes, Hypocreales, Nectriaceae. The record is from RefSeq and is a predicted model, not a curated record. Gene Ontology annotation, biological process: endoplasmic reticulum to Golgi vesicle-mediated transport; vesicle fusion with Golgi apparatus. Gene Ontology annotation, cellular component: trans-Golgi network; membrane. The transcript has 2 exons. Bases 1 to 957 code for a protein of 318 amino acids.
AUGUCAAACUACUACUCGUCGCAACAACCGCAAUACCCCGCCGCAGCCGGCCCCAACGCCGCGCAGAACCUGCAGUUCUUCCCCUCCCAGUACACGAACCCGACUUCCUCGACACCCCAGCAAGCAGCAGGAGGCUACGGAUACAGCAACCAGGGCGGCUAUGGCGUCGGAGCACCAGCGCAGAACUUUGCGGCCCCCGCGUUUGGUGCGCAGGGCGUCAGCGGCAGGAUGGGCGAGCAGGGCGGGCUGAGGACCGGUUGGGUUGCGGCUUUCUCGUCGGAAGGGUAUGAUGGCGAACCGCCUUUGCUGGAGGAGCUGGGCGUUAACUUUGGACAUAUCCAGGCAAAGACGCUCGCUGUGUUGAAUCCCUUCCGACGUAUCGACUCGCACAUCAUGGACGACUCCGACCUCGCGGGCCCCCUCAUCUUCUUCCUCCUCUUCGGCUUCAUCCUCCUCUUCUCAGGCCAAGUCCACUUCGGCUACAUCUACGGCCUCGCCGCCCUCGGCUCCAUAUCCCUCCACCUCAUCCUCUCCCUCAUGUCGCCCUCCGACGCCAGCGAACCCCAAGUCAACAGCUAUCCCCAAUACAGCAGCGAUCCAUCCGCGCCUCAGCAGCCGCACGACGGCCAGCAGGGCGGCCACUUCUCCGCAACGCUGACGUACCCCCGCAGCGCGAGCGUCCUCGGAUACUGCCUGCUACCCCUCGUGGCGACGAGCCUGUUCGGCAUCGUCAUGAGGAUGGAUACACCCGUUGGCAUCGUCGCGACCACGGCGGCUAUUCUCUGGUGCACUUACAGUGCGAGCGGGAUGUUCUGCGCGGUGGGACAGAUGAAGCGCAUGCGGGGACUCGUUGCGUACCCCCUUGCGCUGUUCUAUGUCGGAUUCGGCAUCAUGGGUAUUUUCAGCAGCCGUGGAAGUGGAACCUUCUCCAAUGCUGCUGCUAAGCUCAACGCAUAA